AUGACGGGGAAUCCAGCCCCUGAAAAGGCGGCUGAGUUUCUCGACAUUCUCAUCCUGGCAAUCACCAUCAUUGUCAUGGCGGUGCCCGAAGGCCUUGCUCUCGCCGUGACCUUGGCCCUCGCAUUCGCAACCAGACAUGUGGUGAAAGAGAACAAUCUCGUCCGCGUGCUCAGGGCGUGUGAGACCAUGGGUAAUGCGACGACCAUCUGCUCGGACAAGACGGGGAACGCUCACCCAGAACAGGAUGACUGUGUUUGCUGGCUCGUGGGCCAAAAGUCAGAAGUUCUGGCAAUCUUACGAGAGUGGCUCGUCACCAUCGUCGUCAACUCGACGGCAUUUGAGGGAGAGGAGGAUGGCCAAAAGGCGUUCAUUGGUAGCAAGACCGAGGUGGCCUUGCUGAGCAUGGCACAGACUCAUCUUGGAAUGACCAGCUGUGCAGUGGAGCGUGCCAACCAUCAUGGUGUGCAAAUUGUGCCGGCUCUUUGUCAAAUGUGGGGGUGCAGCGUCAACGACACCGUGGCCAAGUUUCUCCAGUUCCAGAUCACGGUCAACAUCGCCGCUGUGACGCUGGCGUUCGUCCUUGGCGCAGAUGUGGAGUCGGGCGAAGGGGACGACGCUAGAGGGGGAUGA
Messenger RNA from Fonsecaea nubica, 630 nucleotides. RefSeq lists its product as hypothetical. Bases 1 to 630 code for a protein of 209 amino acids. The record is from RefSeq and is a predicted model, not a curated record. Gene Ontology annotation, cellular component: intracellular membrane-bounded organelle. Gene Ontology annotation, biological process: intracellular calcium ion homeostasis. Gene Ontology annotation, molecular function: P-type calcium transporter activity. NCBI's taxonomy places the organism in Eukaryota, Fungi, Ascomycota, Eurotiomycetes, Chaetothyriales, Herpotrichiellaceae. The transcript has 3 exons.